Plutella xylostella (diamondback moth) is the source of this 4127-nucleotide messenger RNA. RefSeq names its product arginine methyltransferase 4 (gene Art4). Gene Ontology annotation, biological process: chromatin remodeling; peptidyl-arginine methylation, to asymmetrical-dimethyl arginine. Gene Ontology annotation, molecular function: histone H3R2 methyltransferase activity. Lineage: Eukaryota; Metazoa; Arthropoda; Insecta; Lepidoptera; Plutellidae. The record is from RefSeq and is a predicted model, not a curated record.
AAAUAGCACGCUGCUGUAACCAUAGACAAAGAACAAGAAGAAGUUGUGUGAGUUGAUCGAUUUUACGCCGGCCUCCUCAAUUUCUCAACGGCAAAUUUCUUUGUUUGCCAUUACGCGCGCGAACAAAAUUUGAGGAUCCGUCGUGAGCCACAGUGAUAAGUUGAAAAUGGCGAACACGUUUCGCGCCGUGACGGUAUCAGCCGUCAACAAUGACGGCGCCUUGACGCCGCGCUUCAAUUUUCCCACAAACGUAAACGUGGAUUACGAUCCGCAAGGGCUGAGUGUAAAAGUGAUCCGUGCCGACCCCGUGCUGGCGCAGGAGGUGCUGGAGUUCCCCGUGCACAACCAGAGCGAGUGCUCGCGAGUGGCGGCCCAGUCGUACAUCUUCACGAUCGACAAUGAGACGUUGUUUUUCAAGUUCGCGUCCGACGCUGACUGCCAGGCGUUCCACCUGCUGGUCAGCAAGAUCAAGGCAGGCCGCUCGUCCUCCGUGUUCACCGUGCGCACGGAGGACUCGUCGGCGAUGCAGUACUUCCAGUUCUACGGCUACCUGAGCCAGCAGCAGAACAUGAUGCAGGAUUACGUCAGAACGAGCACGUACCAGCGCGCGAUCCUGUCCAACAUCUCGGACUUCAAGAACAAGGUGGUGCUGGACGUGGGCGCGGGCUCGGGCAUCCUGUCGUUCUUCGCGGCGCAGGCGGGCGCGCGGCAGGUGUACGCUGUGGAGGCCAGCAACAUGGCGCACCACGCGCAGGCGCUGGUCCGCGCCAACGGGCUGCAGGACCGCAUCACCGUGGUGGCCGGCAAGAUCGAGGAGAUCGAGCUGCCCGAGAGCGUCGACGUCAUCAUCUCCGAGCCCAUGGGCUACAUGCUGUACAACGAGCGCAUGCUGGAAACUUACUUACAUGCUAAGAAGUGGCUGAAGCCGGACGGCAACAUGUUCCCCACCAGAGGAGACCUUCAUAUAGCUCCGUUCACAGAUGAUGCACUGUUUAUGGAACAAUACAACAAGGCCAACUUCUGGUACCAGACUUGCUUCCAUGCAGUUGAUCUGAGUGCACUGCGCACAGCCGCCAUGAAGGAGUACUUUAGACAACCCAUUGUAGAUACAUUUGAUGUUCGCAUUUGUAUGUCGAGAUCUGUGAGACAUGUGGUGGACUUCCUGGGUGCCAAUGAGACUGACCUCCACCGCAUUGAAGUUCCAUUCAGAUUUGAGUUGACACAGUCAGGGACCUGUCACGGCCUGGCCUUCUGGUUUGAUGUGCUGUUUGCAGGGAACACCCAGCACAUCUGGCUCUCCACAGCACCAACGGAACCACUGACCCACUGGUACCAAGUACGGUGUCUGUUAGAAACACCUAUAUUUGCAAAGCAAGGACAAGCCCUGACUGGCAGAGUGCUGCUGCUGGCUAACAAGCGCCAAAGUUAUGAUGUAACAAUGGAGAUUAACCUCGAGGGAACAAAUAUAUCAUCAUCAAACACCCUAGACCUUAAGAACCCCUACUUCAGAUACACGGGAGCCCCGGCUGCCCCUCCCCCCGGAGUGAACUCCGUGUCUCCCAGUGAGAACUACUGGAACUCUGUAGAUGCUAACCCCCUGAGCAACGGGCAAAGUGUGAUCUUGACCGAUGGCACCCAGCAGUACUGCACGCCGCAGGAACAAACAAUAGCCUAUGGAGCACACCCCAAUGUGAUCAAAACUGUGAUGCUACAGGAGGAAUUCAUCAAGAGGAUCGGGAUCAGUCAAAAUGGCGACAUAUAAUCCGCAAAGUCGCGCCGGGCGCGCCUUAGGGCUUUAAGGAACCGUCGCAAUCGGUUGUGAAGAUUCUUCCGUUCAGACUUUCCUAGUGUAUAAGCAGACUUAUUUAUUUCGAGCGAAACAUCACAGUGCGAAGGACUAAGAUGUAUUUAAUUGUGUAGUUUCAUAUCGAGAUAUGUGAUCAUGGUUUCUUAAAUUGGGUUUACAAUGACAACAGAUUAGUGAGAUUUGAUUUUGCGGCCUUUAUGAUUGUGACUGGCGCAUGUAACUGCAACAGAAUGUGAAAUUGCAGGCAAUAAGGGAUACUUUUUUUUCACCUAUUGGUGGCAGUUUUGUUGUUAGUAAGAAUGACGCUUAUUAGUGUAAUUCGAAUCCACAUUGAUUAAAAUAUUGUAUUCUUUGAAUUAGCAUUGCAGAACAUGAAACUUGACAGAAUAUUAGAAUUAAGUUACAUUAUGACUACAGAUGGAUCUCUUCAUAAAACUAAAUACCAUGUUGAUAACCAUUGUAGGAGUAAUUAUAGGAUACUCAAUUUGUAGACUAAAGAUUUGUUUUGUGAAGUGAUCCUUGUUCAUUAAGUUUAGGAUGAUUCAAUAUUGGUUCUAAAGUGAUAUAGGGCUAGUCUAGGCCUGCUAGGCAUAAAAGCAUAAUUAUUUUAAUGAUUGACCUACAAAAAUUAAGGACUAACAAUUUGAUCAAGUUUCAUGUCUCUAUUAUUUAGGUCUUUAGUGGCCCCACCAUUGUAAAUAUUCAGUAGAUAUUUUUUGUUUUGUUACUAGACAGUCCAUGAAGGUAUUGUAAAACAUUGCUUUGGUAACAUCCACAGUAACUCAAAUCUAUGAAAAAUCAGUUCACUCCAUUUGGUGCUUUAUUUAAACAAGGAAUACAGUGGAACUAAACUCUAGCAUGGUAUUAAAUUUUGCUUACACAGGACAGGACACAAUCACGUCAUGUUACCAGGUAGCUAUAGAAGUUAGCACAAUAAAGAAAUGGAAUUGUUUGCUGGCAUUCUUAUAAAAUGAUUAUGAAGCUAUUGUAUUCUUAGAGAAAACUUGUUGGUCUUGAGUUACUGUGGUGACUUUAUACUCCCGUGAGUAGCUAGAAUAAGUAAUUUAGAAGUACAUUAGGAUAAGCAUUAAGUGCCGAGUUGAGUAGUGCUGAACAUUACCGAAUACUCAUGACUUGAAUCACGCAUGCUCAAUCAUUAUCAUUAAUAAAAUAGGUAAACGACACCAGUGAUUGAAAUUUUACCCAGUUUUUUGUGUUAUUAAUGUAUCUGUAUAAUUCGUCUGUCUGCCAAAUCGAAAUAUGGGAUUGUGGUAUGUUUUAUUAGCUUUUCUUGAUGAAGUCUUUCAUAUUUUGAUACUAUAAUUAUGCUCUCAUUCAGCUCAACCAAUCAAUAUUUGGUUGGAUAAAAUGUUUGUUAUGAAUACCUACCUACUUAAGAUUAUAGCAUGUCGUAUUUAGUAGUAGGUAAGGCUCUUAUUUUCUGAUACACCAAGAAAGGUUUAAGACCUUGUCUGAUUGAUAAUCAAUUAAUCAUACUGGUACUGAAAUUACAGCAAUAAACUGUACAUAAUUUUAGUGUAUUUCCAAGGUAACUCAGGUAUAGGUAGGUAUUGCAGGCUGAAUUUGCACAGAGAUUACCUAAAUAUGUGCAAAAACGCCUUGAAUAGUUACAUCCUGACUGUAAAACAGACAGUAUGUAGGGAAAAGAUUAGACUUGUAGUGAUGCAGUACAACCGUAUAGCAAUAAUCGUUUGUAAUGUAGGAUACUUAUGAAUACUUUCAAUAGAAUGCAGCCACAAUCUCUUUUGUCAUUUUAGCGUAAUAAAAUAAAACUUUUGUGAUCAUUUCCAUAUUGGUGCUGCGUCCAUUAUGCACAAAACUAGUUUUUACAUAGAAUGGAUAACAAUUCUACCUCAUUUAUGCAGACAGAUGCGUUUUACGCGAAAUUGAUCAUUACGACACUGCCUUUAGAAGUGUUUUUAGAGUGACGAACGUAUUGCAGGUAUAAAAAUCGAUCGACAUAGGAUAGGGGUAAGUGAGGCAAAAAAAACUUUACCAAUAAUAAUAAUGAAUAAUACGUAUGAAACUCAAGAUGUAAGAGGAAAAACUAUCACUACUUACCUUACCCUACCGAUCUCGCAGGGCAUCACAGAAUUUUGCUUUAGAACUAAAAAGUAUUGUAAGCAAAAUCUUGCCAUUCGUGGAUGUGUAUUUUUUGUUGUAAAUAAACUAAUCAAAAUGUAAUGAAGAUCAAAACGAAUGCUAAAUUAGUCCAUUCGCUAUAAACGUAGUAUUAUUCUAAUUGAACUAUGACGGUACAUGUUAAUUAUCUCGUAAUCCAAUAAAUCACACUUUCUGA